AUGUCUGAAGAAUGGCAAGCACAGGAGAGAAGAUACCAAAGCAAUUCAAGCCUCCGGACUUUCACCAAGAUCGAGAUCCCGUCAUGGCAGGAUAUUGCGGGCAUAACACAGCACCCGUGGAUGUCAAGGCAGCGUUUGGAGAAUGAGUACGCCGUCCUGACCUACAUUGGAAAAAUGACCAAUAUUCCUGUGCCAAGGCCAUACAGUCUCGAAAGCGUGGAUGGGUGCCUCACAUUGACUACAGAGUGGAUUGAUGGGGUUCCCUUCGAUGACCUUGAUCCGGGGAUUCGGUCUGAAACAUAUCUCGACCAAUAUGUCCGUUCAUUCAUACUCCCGGAACUGGGUGCUCUAACGUCCCACAUCUCGGGCACUCUUAAAGGGACUGUGAUACCGCCUCGUCGAGUGUUCGAGCGGUUUCCGGGACAGUGGGUUCCCCAAACAUCAGGAGAGAUCUUCCACUUCACCCACAACGACCUCUCCCAACACAACUUUUUGUGCAAUCCAACAACGGGCAAAGUCAUGGCAGUCAUCGAUUGGGAGUUCGCCGGUUUCUAUCCGACGUACUUUGAAGCUCCAUUCUGGACCAAGCCAUUCAUUGAAAUCGAGGAUGAAGAAGAAGAAGUUGAAAGGCUAUUGAAAUUUCUGGGUCCCAGUCCACCGGAAUCAGAGCGAUAA
Messenger RNA from Cyphellophora europaea CBS 101466, 675 nucleotides. RefSeq lists its product as uncharacterized. The transcript has a single exon. The record is from RefSeq and is a predicted model, not a curated record. The coding region runs from base 1 to 675 and encodes 224 amino acids. NCBI's taxonomy places the organism in Eukaryota, Fungi, Ascomycota, Eurotiomycetes, Chaetothyriales, Cyphellophoraceae.